AAAUUUCUGUCACGUGACUGAUCUAAUAAUGGCGGCUCGGGCGAUGAUGAUUCUCGGACGUUUUGCACUUUGACGACGACUACGCAACAAACCGGCACUUGUCGCGGACAGGAUGUUCGUCGUACACACAUAAAGACGUCGUCUACGAUAUUUGACGUUUUUGGAGCAUUUUAAUCAGGCGGCACUAGAGUAGAAGCCCCAAACUGACGACUUACUGAGGACGCUUUGCGAGGUAGGAAGGCCAGGAAUCUCGAAGACUGCGCUAGCUGGACCGCCUGAUUGCCCGACUCUGGGAGGGUGGUACCAGCACAGUGACAUACCGGUGUGUAUGUGUGGGUGAACCAGCCAGGGACAGGAAGUGGGCUUGACGCAAGAUUUCUGGAAUGUUAAUGUAAAUCUCAUUAAACAGCCAUAUGAACUAUGAAGAGAAAAGCUGUCCAAACGAUAAUACGACUUCAGUGACUCUCUGGUGGCAUGUCUUACUCCGAGUACCGAUCUGUUAGGUCACCCAUUCGUGAGAGCUCUCCUAUGGCGGGUGGAAGCACAACACUGCUGUCAAAACGGUAUCAAAGUAUCUACAAUUAUCCAUCAUCAUCAUCCCUUAUGCCGUCAAGGAACGAAAGCAUUUCUGGUUCUGCGUAUCGAAGGAGAGAUCCUUCUCCAGCGGACAACUAUACCACGACUUACGGUCGGAGCUACACGAGUAGUAGUCGCACCCUUCCCAAUGGCCCAGGACCACUUGAUCGAGAAGGAAACAGAAUACCAAAGGACAGGUGGGGCACCUACAAUGGCAGCACAAGAACAUCACCUAUCAAAUCUGUUCAUACCGACAAACAUGACGACUCGUAUCGAUACACUAGUGACAAGUAUGGCGGCAGCAUGAGUUCCUCGCGGUAUUCGUCGUCAGCUUCAGGUGGCGCGCACGUGACCAUCACAAAAUUGGAAAGUGGUUCAAAGUCACACAGCGUCUCGGACCUGACAAGCAAAUUUGAAAGACUUUCAUCAACCAGUGACCCGACCAGUAAAAGUGAUCCUUACAAGACCAGGAACACCUUGCCAAGGACUAAUUCAAUAUCCAAACUUAGUUAUAAAAGUGAAGAUUUGCCAUCAAGAACUUCCAAUACUUCCUCGAGAGUCUCCAAGACUCAGGUGUCUGGUGGCCGAGGAAGCCAAGAAAUCACAUUGGACUUCAGUGCAGACAGAAGGAAAGGCAGCCCAGUCCGGGAUCGUAUGUCCAGAUCCAGCUCUGUGGACAGGGAGAACGACAGUCCAUCUGCAGUAACAAGACUGACCAACCACGGAACACCUCCGAGCAGUGGAGCCAACAGUCGUCGCUCGUCAAUAGGAGGCUCAUCGGCAGAGGGUUUGGUGGGGCUGCGAAACUUGGGCAACACCUGCUUCAUGAACUCCAUCCUGCAGUGUCUAAGCCACACCAAGCAGCUGGCUGAUUACUGCAUGAACGACAGCUACAUCUUUGACCUCAAGGACUCCAACAGCAGUAUGAAAGGAGCCCUCAUGAAAGCAUUUGCCAACCUCAUCAAGCAGAUGUGGAAGGGAUCCAGUGAUGCAGUCAGCCCUUCUGCAUUCAAAGCCCAGAUCCAGAAGUUUGCACCUCGUUUUGUUGGAUACAACCAACAAGACAGCCAAGAGUUUCUGCGAUUCCUGCUGGAAGGUCUUCAUGACGACAUCAACAAGGUGCAGGUCAAACCAAAACCCAGCUACAGCGACGAUGAAGAGAUAGAGAAACUCAGUGAUGAACAGAAGGCUCGGCAUGCCUGGAACAAGUACUUACUCAGGGACAACAGCCAAAUCACAGACCUGUUCGUAGGCCAGCUGAAGAGUGUACUACAGUGCACACACUGCCAGCAUUGUUCUGUUACCUUUGACCCCUUCUGGGAUUUGUCGCUGCCAAUACCCAAGAAGUCCAGUGUUGAUGUACGAGAUUGUCUAAGGGACUUUGUGGAAGAGGAGGUCCUGGAUGGCGAUGAGAAACCUACUUGUUCCAGGUGCAAGGCCCGUCGGAAGUGCACCAAGCGCUUCUUCCUGCAGAGGCUGCCCAAGAUCCUGGUGCUGCACCUGAAGCGUUUCUCUGGCAUGAGGUACCGCCAGAAACUGUCCACAACCGUCAACUUCCCCCAGGCCAAGCUCAACCUGCAGGAGUUCACCUGUCCUGAGAGCAGAGGAAGUGCCCCAGCCACCUAUGACCUGUAUGCAGUCUCCAACCACUCAGGAACAACGUUUGGUGGCCACUACACAGCGUACUGCAAGUACCCCACAUCAAGCGACUGGCACUGCUUCAACGACUCAAGGGUGAGUUCCAUCUCGUCCAGCAGUGUGAUAUCAUCAGAGGCAUAUGUCCUGUUCUAUGAGCUACGAGACAAGUCCCGCUUGUAGUCUCUCAAAAUAUGACACCCUCAAUCUUUUCGGUUCUAUUCUAUUUACUGUCUUCCACCGAGAUAAUUGUUUAUAAAAAUAACUAACAUUAAGAGUCGCUAUUUUGUGGCAAGACAUUUUCUGGCCUCGUAACAAUGUGAAAGAAGUAAAGGUAUAUCCUUCAGAAUGUGUCAAAGCAAGAAAGGUAGAAACACAGUUUCUAUUGUUGUGUAAAGCAACUACCCCUCAAAGAACAGUUCAAACUAUAGUGGUGCUGCUGUAAAGUAGGAUAAACAGCUCAUCUUCAACAAUAUUUAGUAUAUACCGGUAAGCAGGUUAUAUUCAGCUGCAUCAAUUCUGCUAUAAUGAUUGUUAUAGGGUUGUUUGUAUGUAUAUACUACUAGAUAUAUUAGAUAAUACAUGUAACAAACAGCAAAUGUGUAAUAUAAGAUCUGAUAUAGAUAAUAUACAUUACAUGUAUGUAUGUUCAUGUAAAUGUAAUCCACUAGAUGACCACUACAUGUGAAUUUGAUAUAUUAUCAAAGCCAAAUGUCUAAAUAAAAAUACAAUUUAGCACCAUUUCACUUGAAAUGAGAAGCUAGCUGCCAUGGAAUUAUGCAGUUUCAGACCCCAUAAUUCACAUAUCCCCUUAUGAUGUAUUUCAUUUAUGUACAUAUCACAUUUUGCAGACUUGGAGCAGGGGCCCAAUAUCCUGUGUGUUUUUAAUUUUACAUGCUGUAUGUUGAUUUUGCAAUAGUGUUUGAACAUCUAUAUCAUGUCACUGUUUGGUGUGUUGUCAUAUUGUGCAUGUUAGGAUCUUUAAUGAAUAUGUGAUUGGAAUACUGAUAAUAUCUUACCCCACUCGGGGUUGUUUGUGCCUGGUGUGGAUGGGUUGAGGAUUUUUAGCACAUAUAAUCUAUACUUUUGAUGUUAUUUAUCGUAUACUGUACAAAUAAACAGGACCCCUCAUUCGAAAUUCUGGAACCAGCCAAGGAACAGUAAGAUGAUGCCAAGCAAACUGAAUAUUUGUCUUUAAUGGCAGCCAAUAGCACAUUUCUGAAUCAAUGGCAAAUAAGCCAAAAGAUGUGUAUUAUGGCAAUAUUUUCUAUCUUGCACAAUUCCACUUCUUGUUGCCCUCUAUGAUGGCAUCAUCUCACAGACUUGGUGUUUCAUGUCAGAGGUUGCAAAGCAGGAUGUUUACAGAAAUAUCUAUUGCAGUCACAGACACCAGAUAGCGGAAAGUGGCUUUUUAAAAGCUACUUUGACCUACAGUAUGGGCCAUACAUUUCAAUGACUGUUGAGGAAGGCUAUAUUUGUAUAGCCAGGAGAACAACCUGUAGUUAAAGCAGUGUAGGAAAAUGUGAACUCUGUCAGAUGCAAGAGAAGUGGUUGGUGAUACGUACAUGUAUACUGGUGGUAAGAGAAAUACACACUAAUGGGUCCUUGGUACAAAAGGGAUUGAGGUCUUGAAUAAAGAGAUCGAAACUCAGA
Messenger RNA from Branchiostoma belcheri (Belcher's lancelet), 3864 nucleotides. Its product is annotated as ubiquitin carboxyl-terminal hydrolase 2-like. Gene Ontology annotation, biological process: protein deubiquitination. Bases 475 to 2394 code for a protein of 639 amino acids. Gene Ontology annotation, cellular component: cytoplasm. The record is from RefSeq and is a predicted model, not a curated record. Lineage: Eukaryota; Metazoa; Chordata; Leptocardii; Amphioxiformes; Branchiostomatidae. The transcript is spliced from 12 exons. Gene Ontology annotation, molecular function: cysteine-type deubiquitinase activity.